GAGUAUCUCAGAAUUCAUCGGCAUCCAUCGUAUUUCGGAUGCUGAGCGAGAGCUUCUGCUUUGGCAGCGCGCACUUGGCCAAAAUAGUUGUUGGUUCGCAUGCAAAACGUUAAAAUCGCAUUAGCUGAAAGACAUUUUUAUACCAACGGCGCGUUUUUAAUUUUUUCUACACUACAACAACACAAAUAAUAAAAAAAAAUAUAUAAAAUAAAAUAGACAAAGUAGAUGGCAGAAAGUAAAAAACAAAAUGCAAAAAAAAGAAAACAACGAGCAAAGCUAAACUAAACUUUUAACGUUCAACAAUUCGAUGCGUAUACAUAAGUAUAAAUAAAUAAGCGCGUGUAUAUAUGAAUACAUAUAAUAAAUGAUAUUUCAAUAAUUUUCAAACAACAAAAGUAAGAUGUUUAGAUGUAAUCGAAAAAAGCGUGUCAAGCCGUCCUCUUUACAAAGAAUCAACCCUAAACUAAAGUAAACUACGACUUUUUAAAGUUAUAAACCUUAAAAAGGACUAACGAAUCGCGCUGGUAGAAUAGCAGAACAAGGCGUGACUUUUGUGUGUGUGUGUGAGUGAGUGUACAUAAAGACGGAAAGCAUGUGAAACUGGGGAGCAAAAAUGGCCUCCCUUUUGCCUCUGGCCCACCUUUUUGUGUCCGUGCGUGUGAAAUAAAACAAAAAAAAAAAAAAAAAGAAACGAAAAAUAAAAAGGGAAAAAAGCGACAACUACUACAAUCAGCGGCAAUGGAAUAGCGAUUCAAUGUCACAGUCAGCGAGCAGCAUCUAUGUGCAGAGUAACAGAUACAGAUACAGAUACUGGCGCCCUUAUACAUAUACUACCCAUACCCACACAUAUGUAUACCGCUCACGUAUGUAGAGAAAAGCCAUAGCCGCAGAUUAGUGAGCCAGUUUCAAGGGGCCGAGAACGAAAGAAAAGCGAAGACGACAACGACGACGACAAUCAACAUUCAUCAUACGCACCGUGGGACGCGGCGCAAAACGCAAAUGCAGCCCCCGAUCGAUCGGUACCAAAAAGCAUCCACCUGCCAUUGACAACUCUCAGCAGCGCGCCGCGCGUGUUGAUGUGCAGCGCAUCCGUGGGCACCGAAGGAUCCGUGACUCUGCAACUGCGGGAUGCGAAUGCCUUGGAGGCAGCUGCAACGAAAACAGCAUCAGCCGUAGUAGCCACAUCGACGACGUCAUCAAAUGGCGCUGCGAAUGCGCCAGCGUCGACGCUAGAGAAUGCGUUGACCAUCGGUUAUCCGGAUCCGGAAAUGUUGGCAGAUGUCUUGGGCACCAUUCAAACAGCCUCUCUUAAGAACAACAACUCAAUCACAGCAGCAACUUCAAGCAAUAGCUCCGUCAAGUCGGCGAGCAGCAAUCAUCUGACGAAUCCCAAUAAGAUAACCAUAACCAGGCGUAGUGUACAGUCCGUUAGCACCUCGACGAACAACAGCGUUGGUGGCCAUAGCAAGACCAACACCAGCUACAUCAAGAACUGCUUGAUCCGCAGCAGCAGCUGCAGCAACACAGUCACCAAUGUCACGACAUUGGCGCAGAUUAUGAGCAACAGCAGCACCAGCAGCGCGGCCAGUUUACUCAAUCAGCAUAAUAACAACAGCAACUGCAGUAAUAGUAGCAACUUCAGUACCGCCUCUUCAGUGGGCAGCAGCAUCAGUGUCGGCAGCAAUAGCAGCAGCAACAGCAAUUGCAGCAACAGCAAUAGCAACGACAGCAACAGCAGCAGCGGCGGUGGACAUAGUUUAAGUUUCAAGGGCACCGGUCGACAUGUUCCCACUAGUGGUGGAUUAAGCUCAUCUACGGCAUCUACAAACGGUAGCAAUACCGCCAACGGUAUUGGCAUCAUAAGCGUCGAAGCGCCACGAGUGAAAAAUCGACCCAAAUUAUCCUCACCAACGCGUCACGGACCGCAGCAGUGUCAGAUUUGUUGCAAGAUCUUUGGAAAUGCCUCGGCGCUGGCCAAGCACAAACUGACGCACAGCGACGAGCGGAAAUACAUCUGUGCGCUCUGCUCGAAGGCAUUCAAGCGGCAAGAUCACUUAAACGGACACAUGAUGACUCAUCGGAACAAGAAGCCUUACGAAUGUAAGGCGGAUGGUUGUGGCAAAUCCUAUUGUGAUGCCAGAUCCUUAAGGCGUCACUCGGAGAAUCACCAUGCGGGUGGAGCAGCCACACCCACCACCAGUCAAUCGCUAUCGCCCACCGCCAGUUCGAGUGGUACCAGCAAUAGCAGUGGUGCUGGUGUGGCCACAAGCUCUUUGAGUUUAUCGCCGGCUACGGCCAGCGGAGAUGCCAGUUCCCCGGACGGAGCCACCUGCAUUCGAACCUACAUUUCCACGGGCAGUUCGGUGGUGGAUGCGGCCACUGGUAUCGCCCUGUCGGAGGAACAGAUUAAGGCCAUGAACCUGCCGAUCAAGACGGGCGUGACCUUACUGUCGCCCACCACAUCGACUUCCUCGAAUGCCUCUUCCACGGCCUCAUCUGCCAGCUCAUCGCUUUCGUCAGCGGGAUCGGGAUCAGGUUCGGGUUCAGGAUCAAUUUCAAUGGCCCCGUCACCCUCAAGUGGCACUAUGAUAGCCGCCAGUUCGCCCACCAUAACACUCAGCGACGGCAUGAGCCUCGAGGGCGAGGGUCUGACCCGAGAACAGUUGGAUCUCAUCAGCAAGAUUAUGCAGCAAACGAAGCAGACAAGUGCCCAGGUCACCGUCUCCUCGCCAACGAGUGUCAGCUCCUACAAGAUCAACACCAACUCGUCGCCAUCGCAGAACAGACCGCGCACCUGGAACAUGCAAUUGCUAAAUAGUGCCCAGAAUGUGACCGUCACCGUUGAGGACAACUCUGAGCUUGUAGCUCCCUCCUCCAACUCACCCGUGGAGGUCAAGGAGGAGGAGCUAAGUCCACAAAUUGUGGGCAACAUGAAUCCCCACCUGCUCAACAUCGUCAAGCUCGACAAGCCGGUCGAGUGCAAUCUCUGUCACCGUAAGUUCAAAAACAUACCCGCCCUCAAUGGGCACAUGCGCCUGCAUGGCGGCUACUACAAGAAGGAUCCGGAAACCAAGCGCAGCGAGAAGAAGGACUCCAGUGGUCCACCCCUGCAGACGGCUAGCAUAGGAGUAAGGGCCCUUAUAGAGGAGAAGAUCAUCAGCAAGCGCAAGGACAUGACUAAGGGUUCCUUUGUGGUUCCGGCACCACCGCACAGCAGUGGCACCACCACCACCCUGCGUCGAUCAAUCAGCGACCUGGAAAGCUUCCUUAACCCGAAGACCAGCACCAGCAGUCACACGCAGACGAUGACCACCACCACGGGCACCACAACAGCUGUUCUCCCAGCGGCCACCACCAUCAAGAGCAGCAAUGGUUUGAGUAUCCAGCAGAUUGGUCUCCCGCAGAGCAUUGAGAUCUUCAGCGGAGGUCAGAAGCAGGCAAAAACUCUCAAUCUAGGUAGUGGCACCAACACAAUCACUAUAACCACCAACAAUGUGCCCACCACCACGACAAUGAGUGCUCUGACAGCUUUGAAGGCUGGAGGCACGAUCAGUGGCAUUUCCACGGCCACCAAUACGGAUCCUAAGGAUUCCACACUCAUAGAGCUCCUAAAGCGAGGAACUCGCAUUGCUGUCACCUCUAAGAAGGCUCAAUCUCAAGGCCAAAUAGGGUCCAGUUUAAUGAUGACUUCCAGUGGAGCAACAACCAAUGCAGUGGGUGCUGUAACCGAGUUGACCACCAUUGGGGGUAGUGGCAGUAUGCAGACGGUUGGACGGCAGAUCAUUACUAACAAUAAUCGUACAGUGAUCAUACCCUCCGAUGUCCAGGUGGUGUCAACCAAAAGCAAGCUGAGCAGUUUAAGCAGCCUGGUAAAGAGCAAUAGUACUGGCAACUGUUCCUCGGGUAAUCUCUCACUGGCUGAUGGCACGCCACUUUCCCUGACAAUUGCUCCCAAUCAAGAGAUCACGGGAGGAGGUGGAAAUGCCAGCGGAACGGGAAGUGUGAUCUCAAGUGGAGGAGGUGGAGUCUACACGGUGACCUAUACCAGCGAUGGCACCGAUCUUUUUGAUGAUGCCGAAGUGUACAACGUUUCGGAUACCGAGAUGCUGCUGCAGACGGUUGACUCCAUGGAGCUCCUCAACGACGAGGAGAUCAAGAGCGAACAUUCCGAGGACUUUGCUUUGCUGAGCGAAGCCGGCGAUAGUGCGCACACCCAGCUGGUGAAGCUGGAGCCGGAAAGUGGACAAGCCAAUGCUGGAUCUGGAACUGUAUCCGGCGCGAUUACCACGCCGUUGCCCACCUUCCAGCAAUUCCAUUCCAAGGAGCUGAUCAUGCAGAACAGUUCGCAGAUCCAGGCGAUAGCCAGCAUGCGGGGCAGUGGAAGUGGUGUCCUAGCCUCGCCACUUCACUCGCCAUUGGCCUAUCCCACUCCUCCUUCGAGUCACGAGAACAUGGCCCAGAGUUCACCGUUUAUCGAGGAUGCAGCUGCCCAGUUUGUGGAUGCCAGUAACACCUUCUUUGGGGACAAGACGGACUUCUCGCACAUCUACUUUAAGACGGAUGAGGGCGAAGCCACCAUUGAGCAGCUAAAUGAGCACGACAACGAGAAGAUUCUGAAGCUGAAGUCGGUACUGGAGGAGAGUAGCUUCGAUCCGUCUAUUAAAGUGGAGGAUCUGCUGAAUGGCACGAACGAUGACACCGAGUGUGAUCUGCGGGAGUUUGCCGAGACGAAUCUUUCGUUCUUGGAUGAGGAUCAGGAGUUUCUCAAUGACUCUAGGAAUGCCACCUCACCGCUUUCGGAAUCCUUCUUUACCAGCGGCAUAGGCUCUGCGGAGGAUGUAAAGCAGGUUUUGAGGGAAGUCCUGCCCGAUGAGAAUAUGCAACUCCAGCUGAGCAGCGAGCAGCAGGGCGAGAAUAUCAUAGAUCUCUACUAUCUGCCUGGACUGGGUUUGCAAUCCCAGAUGAUGCCUAACUCAGAGGACCCUUUGCUGUCCUCCUCUCCAAGAGAAUUUGGUCAGCAAAGGCAGCAAAUGUCCCUGCAGGCGACCAACAUGCAACAACCCCUGGAGCAGCCUCUGCAGGGCAACGGCAACAGCAUCUAUCAGCAGCAGGAGCAGCAGCAGCAAGAGCCACAGCAGCAACAGUCGCAGCAGGAGCAGUCACCGCAACAGCAUCAACAAUUGUUGUUGCCCCAGCAACCACUCAAUCAAACGGAUUCCAUGCCAGCGGUGGGUCAGCAGCAGGGUGACUUUAUGCUCCCCCUAGUGGGUGGUCAUGGAUUUGCUCAAGUUACCAGCCAAACCCAGUAUAUAGAUAGCAGUCAGGGAGGCAUGGGGAUGCAGCCACUGAACAGCCUGCUGCAACCGCUGCUUUAUGGCGGGGCAACCACUUCCAAUGGCAACGCCUCAGCCGGGGGCAACGAAACUCUGCUCACCACCGAUUGCCAAAUGAAUGCCAAUCAAGGCCAAAUCGAUGCGGGCCUGUUGUUCGCCUGUGGCAAUACGACAACCGUGGCUAACAAACCCCUACCCGGUCUCCUGUCCAACCCCCCAAGCGUGGCCAAUCUACAGCCUUUGUCCAACCAAACCAAUUCCAUACUGAAGCGUCGCCUGCGCUCCAAUGCUCCCCAGGAGACGCACAAGUUCUCCAAGUUCCACACUUUGUCGCCACAUCGUUCCAAACUGCGCAAACCAUCCCGCACCCAUUACACGCCCGCACCCAUCCUGAAUCCGGAUCGCAAGGGCACUGGCUUGUACUGCAACGUGCGCAAGCAACUGGGUCAGGGACUCUUCGAUGCCUUCGACGAUGACUUUGGGGAUUCGGUGGGCCUGGUCGAUUUCUCUGAUGAAUCCAAGGUUAAUCUGGGUUCGACAUACCAAGCCCAGAUACCCAGCUGUCGGCCGUUCGAGGAGGCAUCAAGGGACUCACUGUGCGCUGAGAUGAUGUGGAAUCCGGAGGUGCAGGAGGAUGACAAAAUCCUGAUGCGCUACAUUGAUCUCAGCAAGUCAUCGGCCGUGCCCAUGGGCAGUCAUUCCGAGGAGGUGGCGCUCCAAACGCUGCUUAAGGCCAAAGGAAACUCUGCGGCGGCUGUGCUUACCCUGUUGCAAACUCAGUCCGGUGCUUUCCAGAUGAAGUGGACGGCCUAUGAGCUGGAGCAGUUUCUGCGGGGAUUGGAGAAGCACGGCAAGGACUUUGGCAAGAUUGCUAGUGAGCUGCAGACAAAAUCCUCCGGCGAAUGUGUCCAAAUGUACUACUUCUGGAAGAAACUGUGCGUGGACUACAAGGUAUCGCAUUUGAAGAUGGAGCCCGUGGUCGUCAUUGCUCCCGCUGUGGAGAAGCCCUAUGUCUGCGAGAUCGCCGACUGUUCAGCGAGCUUCAGUUCGAAAGCGGCGCUGCACGGCCAUGUCCGCAUACACGCUUAUGGUCGCAGUGCCAGCAGCAACAACACCAACAACAACAGCAGCAGCAGCAGUAGCACCAGCAACGCCAAUAACAGCGGCAACAGCAACAUGCAACAUGCCACGGCAAAUAGUGCCAAUUCCUCGAGCAGUAAUAGCAACACCAAUAGCAACAACACCAGCAGUUACGCAUGUGCAACACUAGGUAGCAGCAACAGCAAUAACCCAACUAGCAAUGCUACAACAGCAGCAGCAAGCCACGGCAGCAACAUGGGUCAAAACGGCAGCAACUGCAAUUCGAAUCUAAAUGCAACGACAGCAACAUCGUCUGCGCUUUCAGCCACGGCCAAAAUGGACACGGCAAUUGGCAACACUACUUUACCCAUAGCCAAGGAGGGCGAGUUCCCCUGCAAGGUGUGCGGCAAGGUCUUCAAUAAGGUGAAGAGUCGCAGUGCGCAUAUGAAGACUCAUCGCGUCCAGGAGCCGGAUCAGAAACAUCAGCUUAAUCAUCAGGCUGGAACUGGAUUGACCGCCGUAGCUACAUCAACCAUCACCACACCGUCGUAGGGAUCGAGGAUCGAAGAGGAAUGAUAUGGAUAAGCUAUAUAUAGCUAUAUAGGAAAACCAAAAGAAAAAACAAACAAAAAUCGAUUGACAAUCGCAUUAAGCAAGCAGCAAGCAUUGUUUACCACUGUUAGAAUUUAUGCUUAGACGAAUUUGAGUCUAAAAAUCAAUGUCACGUGUACGUAGUAGUUAAAGGCAUUUCUUCACUAGAUCUAUCUAUCUAUCUCUAGCCCUAGCCCUAGUCCUAGACCUCUCUAUCUCACUCCUAUCAAUCACUUCUCUAACUAACUAACUAAGUAGGAAAACACUGCGACUCGCUGUAGAUUGUAAGUCUAGCCAAAGAUUGGUAAAAGUUCAAAUUGAAUUGUUAUUGACUAUUGUAGACAAGUGCAAUAUUUAUGUUGAAGUACUAGUAAUAUCUACGAAAUACGAUACGAAUAUUAUGUAAAUGUAUACCUACCGUUUUUUAUAUAUACUAUAUGUAGGCGUUUAUUCUGCUCGACUCGACUGUAGAUGUACACACACCCAGACACACUCUAAAACUAUAUACUAAAACUAUGGCUAAAGGUAAGGCGAAAUCCCGAUCUAUGAUAAAUACUAGUGCAUAAUUACUGUUAACUACAAGUUUUUCUACUCAAAUACUCGUACAUAGUUGCAACACACUACACUGAUACUUUACUAGGGCGAUAAAUGUCUAGUCAAUAAGAGAAUCUCUAUAUAUAUAUACAUAAUUGAUAUAUAAUUACAUGCCUAGGUGUACGAUGUAUGCGAUAUAUGAUUGUUGUUCUAGUUUUAACGACGACGCAAGUCAGCAACUCCGAGUAGUUGAAGUUUUACUUAGAUUGUACUUACCAUACUAUACCUACAGACCUAAACUAUUGAACUAUGAACUAUGGCUUAGAGAAACCAAAAACCAAAAAACCGAAAAACCCAAAAGAGAAAAUCUAGUGAAAUCAAGUGAUAUUGAGUGAGAUCAAAAACGAUUUUAGCUAAACGUGAACAAAAUUCAAUGCACACCAAUUGUAAAAAAAAAGAAACGAAAAAACGGAAGUUGAGAAAAGUUUUAACUUUUACUUUUAACGCAAAACGCAAACGUUGUAGGUUGUAAGAGACACUGUAAAUAUGAGUCUAGCAAAUUAACCGAUAAGGAAGGAUAUCUUUCAAAUUUCUCCAAAACGCAUAAAAGACAUUAAUCUAUUUAUAAUUCUAGAAUCCCCCAAGCCCAACCCUCCUUCCUACCCAAAAAAACAUAAUGAACACAAACAACGAGGGUUUUAACUCCAAAAAGAAAACCCCACAAAAUGAAAACCAAACACAGAGACACUCACAGUGCAGUUUUAUAUAGGCCUAGGAUAUAUACAUAGUUAUUAUAUACAAGCAUAUAUUAAAUUAAAUGGUACAACAGUAAAUCUGCCAGUAAUUUGAACAACAACAACAACAAGAAUCACACGUUUUCCAUUUGGACAGUGAGCUAAUGUACUACAACAAAUUGAUCAAUUGAUUCAACAACGUUUUUGAGGCCAAUGCCGGGUGGUAUGUUAUUGACAAUGGCGUAACUUAAUCUAGUUUAAUGUAAAACCAAUGCAUGCAGGGCUAAAACAAAAACCAAAACCAAAUACUCACGUUUAGUCUAAUAUACCUUCCGCCUUUCCCCUCUCAAGCUCCUCUUUUCCACUCAUCACCAAAACACCACCACCACCACCGCAGAUCCGGUAUAGAAAUUUGGAAGAUGGGAACUAUUAGCAAUUCUUAUGGUUGUAUUCGCCGCUAGAUGGCGUGACUUUUUCUUAUCGUACAACACUGCAAGAAAAUACACUACGAAUAGGGUGCUGUAAAUAAAUGGAGGAAAAAAAGGGAAAACAAAAUAGAGAGAUAUACAAAUCACCCAUAAAGGAGUUUUUUAUCAGUCUGCUGUUCUAUUUUUCCUUGGCAUUAGUAAUCAUUAAAAUAGUCAUAGAUUUAGUUGACGGACAACAUAAUUCUUGGAUAUUUUUCGGUGUUAUAUACAAUAAGCCUAAGCAGAUAUAGUUAAAAGCAAAUACAGCUAAAGCAGCCCACCAUAAAGCACCUUCGGUAACUGUUUGUUGUGGGCCUUCGCAGCCGUUUAAAGACUUUCUCGCGUACAAAUACAAGAAAAAAGAAAAAGAAAAGAAAACCAAUUACCUAUAUCCCGUUCCCAUCUUAAAUGGUCAUCCUUUGUUGUGUGCAUUUUCUCUACAAGUCUUCCGUUUUCCGUUUUCCGCUUCCAUCUCCAUUUCCAUGCCCAUGUUUCCGUUUCCGCCUGAGUUUGAUUCUGUUCUAUGCUCAAAUGCCUUCAAGCGUAUAUAAGUCUUAAGUAUUAUUAAAUAAAGUAUCCACAAAUGAGUGUUUAUCCUUAAGUAAGUGUUCAAAUCUAGGCUAACGUUAGCUUAAGUUCACAUGUGUGUGCACUUUGUUGCUUUUCAAAAAAGUUUCCUAAAGACAAAGAAGAAUGGAUAAAUGGAUAAUGUUAGGCAUCUGCUCGAACGUCUAGUCAAAUGCAGUAGAUAUUAUUAUUAUUAAUAUUAUUACUUAAUUUAUUUAUAUUUUAUUUUAAGUUUCAUUUAGUGUGCCAAAAUGUUUAUCGUUUACCAAUUAAAUGAUUUCAACUGUUUCAUUUUUCACCCGAUCUGGUCUGGCAUUUUUAUUUUCGCUUUUCCAAAUAGUUAAACAAUAGUAAAGGACAAUCUGUGACAUUGAAUAUGACUUCCGAUAUGUAUUUCCGAGCGAUAAUUUCCGGAAUCAUCAGCGUCAGCGGUUCCACCUCACUCACUUUUAUUCGAAAACUCUGCGUUGUGAUUGUUCAUUAAGCGAAUGUAAAGAUAAACUGUAUUUAUGCAAUACAAGAUACGUAUUUUAGAGUAAACUGUAUAUAGUGGCGAUACACACGCCUCCAGAUUCCUCAAAAGCCAAACUAAUUCUAGCUCAAAUGUCGAAAUCACAUUCAAAAAUCAUCAGUAUAUAUAUAUAUAUACAAUUUGCAUUCCAAUUGACAAAAGAAACUAUAUAGUUGCAUGAGUGGUUUACUUCUUCUCGGCAUCUGUUUGCAAUAUUUUGUAAAUCGUACAGAUAUACAUAUAUACUAUCAUAAAUGUCAUACUGAAAACUGAAAACCAAACAAACAAAAAACCAAAAAACCAAAAAACCGAUAUAUUAAAAUUAGAAAACGCAACAGAAUUACUUCGAAAUACAAUACAAAAAACCUUUUGAAAUUGAAAACGAUUGAUAAUAGCUAUUAGACAUAUCAAUUUUAUUUAAAACGAAUCGAGAGAUCCAUUCAGAAAACAAAGAUAUAAUAUAUAUAUAUAUAUACAUAUAUAUGUAUACAUAGUCCGUACACCUUCGUGUACACCAGUGCAUUAUUGCAUUCCUGUUUAGCCAAGUAAGUGGACAUUUUAAGCGUCAUCAUAGUAUUUACAGGACCUUCUGUUAAGCACCUCUUUCAAGAACUUUGCUUUCAAAUGCGGAAUCUCAGAGUAUUUAGACUGACGAGCAAAAACAAAAACAAUACGAAAUUAUGAGAUGUUCUCCUGAACGCAUUCCAUGAACCCUUCAUAUUUGUGCCCCUAACAAGGAUCGAUCGUGAUCUAACCUAAAGACACGAUGAAUUGCGAGACAAACUUUACCGCUCAGUAUUAUCGAAAUGCCCGGAAAAUGACCUUCGCAAAAGCGAUGGAGGAAAUGGUCGGGCUGAUCGGCCCUGCUAUGAUUAAGUACCAUAUACAAAGAACUACACAAAUCUACGAUGUAAGUUUUAACUGUAAUAUGCAAAGAAGAACACUUUUAUAUAAAAGAAGCAAACUGUUACUUUAUGGCAUUUAGUUGAGAUGCUGUAACCUCUUGUUGAUCGUAAAUUGUACGUAGCAUGUAAUACCUAUUUAACUCGCACACACACACACACACACAUAUAAAUGUACGUUUAUACAGUGCUAAUAUUAAUAUUCUGAUAUGAACGAAUAUUUUAUGGUACAUCUAUUAUAUGUACAUAAUAAGAGUAAAUGUAAACUUAAAUGUUUUCAUGGUUGUAAACUGAUGAUCAAAAAUAGAUUUAAUGCAUUUUACAUGCUUUUAUUUAAACGCAGAAUUAACUUCAACAUUGCUUUACACUUUUUGGUACCUAAUAACUAAUAAUACAUCACAUCUAAUGCAUUUCUUUCAACGAAAAUAGAUACGUCUCUUCGUUUAACGUACAUCAUUCAUUGUUUUUACCAGAUCUUACAAUGGAUAAACGAAAUAUUUUCUGAACAUCACAAAUGAUCAAUAUGUAAGAGAUAUUUGCAAAAAAAAAAAAAGAAACCAAAAAGAAAAAAAUCAUGAAUAUUCCCUCCAAAUAAUUUUUAAAAAAUUACGUAUUUGCUAAAAGUCAAAUCUCUGAUAACUGUAAUGAAAGGCAGUAGGCAGUAGGAUGGUAAUGGUUCUUAGGAAGCAAUGUGCAAACUGUCUAUAAUGGAGGAAUACUGUAUUUAGCAUGAUGUUACCAGUUACAUUUAACGUAAUUACAAUUACAAUGAUUAUUGUGUAUUGCAUGUGUAUGUGAAGUGUAUGUAAUUUAAAAACUAAAACUCUACAAAAAAACGAAAACUCUACAAAAAAAAAAACGAGAAAAGUGGAAAGAGAAACUAUGGCACACAUUUGCCAUUUAAUAGUAGUCAAUUCUUCAAAAACCAAAAAACAUAAAAAAGAAAAACACAUUAGGCUAAGUGUGAAGACAGCAUGAUGAUAUAUAUGGACACUAUUUUCUAAACGUAUUACAACAAUAAUUUAUGAAUUUGUUGGUAAUUUUAUACAUAAUAUAUACACAGUUACUUUUGUUAGCUAGCAAAACGACAACGACAACUUAGGUAGCGCCGAGGUAGAUAAACUUUAUGAAUGUUGUACCCAAAAAAAGCCCACGCCCCGGACACCCGCGAGAGCACACUGUACAGGCACAAACCUCUGGGCAGGAUGGGCUCUCCCUGUGAUCUGAAGAUCCUUGGAGAUCCUGCCCUCGCGCAUCCUACCAAGCUAGUUAGGUCCGCGUCCCUCAAUGAAAAACACAAACACACACUCUCUCUUUCUCCACUAUGCACUCCUCAACACUCUCCCACACACACACACACACACUCACUAAGACUCUACACUCACUCACUGAUUUUAGAAUCUCUGUUGGAUCUGUUGGACUCUACCAUUUUUGGUGUGAUAUUCUAUUGGUUGUGGCGGUUAAUUUUUGAGCCGCUUUACACAUUGUUGCAUUUCUACUAAUCGUAACCUGGCCAAGGAAAGGGUAGGUCAGAGUAUGAGGAAAAACGAAUAUUGAAAACUAAGAAAUUAAUAAUUAUAUAUAACUUAUUCAAUUUCCUGUUGUUGUUUUGGUUGUACAUGCGUAAUGAACUCGUUUUUGGACUCGUUUUGACUAACUGUAACUGAUUGCCAAACUUUGUUAACUAUUUUAGUCCAUACAUACGUACAUACAUACUUUUAGGUUUAAGCACUUGUAAUUUAAUCGAACAUGAUUUGAGCAAAUUUAAUGAAAAUGAACUAAACUUACAAAAACACAAAAUGAAAAUAAAGUGGUGGUCGUAACUAAA
Molecule: messenger RNA, 12547 nt
Organism: Drosophila eugracilis
Lineage: Eukaryota; Metazoa; Arthropoda; Insecta; Diptera; Drosophilidae
Product: mucin-5AC
Exons: 11
Coding region: 1077-6965 (1962 amino acids)
Biological process (GO): regulation of transcription by RNA polymerase II; negative regulation of DNA-templated transcription
Cellular component (GO): histone deacetylase complex; transcription regulator complex
Molecular function (GO): transcription corepressor activity
Source: RefSeq, a predicted model, not a curated record